Parascedosporium putredinis is the source of this 537-nucleotide messenger RNA. The record is from the annotation of a GenBank genome assembly. NCBI's taxonomy places the organism in Eukaryota, Fungi, Ascomycota, Sordariomycetes, Microascales, Microascaceae.
AUGAUAUACCGACGCGAAGCCGCCCUCGGAAUCCUUCGAGGCCUAUGGCGUAGCAUCGACAAGGACCGGCGCCGACUUCUCGAAGAGAUGACGGACGCCGACAUGCACCGCUUUAUCGCCAUGCUACCGCUUCCAGGACCUGAGCCCGGUGAAGAAACGAGGCUGUUGCCCGACUGCAAAGACCAUGUACAGGCUUUGAUAUAUGUGGAAGAUAUGUCGUCGGUGGACCGGGUCCAGCAGCUUCUAGAGUUGCAGCUCACCCACCGCGCCGUCGAAGCGGCCAUGGAACGCACCUACGAGUUUUUGGAUCACACGAGGCGUCGCCUGUACAAGCUAUUCGAUUCCAGACACGACAAGAAGCGACAAACGGGCCCCACCGGCUUGAGAUAUGUCACUUCCACCGACGACCUGGAUGUCAUCUCGGAGGAUGACGCUCUGCAUGAAGCGACUUGGGGCGAGAGUUUUGCAUGGGAAAUAGAUGAUACGUGGACCGUGGCGGAGGCCGAUAGCACCAGGACAGAUGACGAGGAUUGGUAG